This is a messenger RNA of Canis lupus familiaris (dog), 2972 nucleotides long. RefSeq names its product methionyl-tRNA synthetase 2, mitochondrial (gene MARS2). Gene Ontology annotation, molecular function: methionine-tRNA ligase activity; ATP binding. Bases 1 to 1782 code for a protein of 593 amino acids. The record is from RefSeq and is a predicted model, not a curated record. Gene Ontology annotation, biological process: methionyl-tRNA aminoacylation. NCBI's taxonomy places the organism in Eukaryota, Metazoa, Chordata, Mammalia, Carnivora, Canidae. The transcript has a single exon.
AUGCUGCGCGUUCGUGCCCUGCGGCUGCUCGGCCGCCGGCGGGCGAGCGGGGUGUCGGUCCCGGGCUCCUGCGGCCCGCGCCACUGCAGCUCGGGCCCUCUCGGUGUGCGCGACGAUGCCCCCGGCGCCCGCGCCUUCUUCACGACACCCAUUUUCUACGUGAACGCGGCGCCACACAUCGGACACCUGUACUCGGCGCUGCUGGCGGACGCCCUGUGCCGCCACCGUCGCCUGCGAGUCCCCAGCGCGGCCGCCACGCGAUUCUCCACUGGCACCGACGAGCACGGCUUGAAGAUUCAACAGGCAGCGGCCGCCGCGGGCCUGGCCCCCGCCGAGCUUUGCGACCGAGUGUCUGCCCAGUUCCAGCAGCUUUUCCGGGAGGCUGGCGUCUCCUCCACCGACUUCGUCCGCACCACCGAGGCCCGGCACCGGGUCGCCGUGCAGCACUUCUGGGGCUUGCUGGAGGCCCGGGGUCUGCUUUACAAGGGGCUCUAUGAGGGCUGGUAUUGCGCCUCCGAAGAGUGCUUCCUGCCCGAGGCCAAGGUCACCCGGCAGCCGGGCCCGUCGGGGGAUGCGUGUCCUGUGUCUCUGGAGAGUGGGCAUCCCGUAUCCUGGACCAAGGAAGAAAACUACAUUUUCAGGCUUUCCCAGUUCCGAGAGCCGCUUCGGCGGUGGCUGCGGGACGACCCGCAGGCAGUCACUCCCGAGCCGUUUCGUCUCGCAGUUCUCCAGUGGCUGGAGGAGGAGCUGCCGGACCUGUCGGUCUCUCGAAGGAGCAGCCACCUGCACUGGGGCAUUCCCGUGCCCGGGGACGAUUCGCAGACCAUCUACGUGUGGCUGGAUGCCCUGGUCAACUACCUUACCGUAAUUGGCUACCCGAACGCGGAGUUCAGAGCUUGGUGGCCAGCCACCUCUCAUAUCAUAGGUAAGGACAUUCUCAAAUUCCAUGCUAUCUAUUGGCCUGCGCUCCUCCUAGGGGCCGGCAUGAGCCCACCUCAUCGCAUCUACGUCCACUCCCACUGGACGGUCUGUGGCCAAAAGAUGUCCAAAAGCUUGGGUAACGUGGUGGACCCCAAGACUUGCCUCGAUCGCUAUACUGUGGAUGGCUUCCGAUACUUUCUUCUUCGGCAGGGCGUCCCCAACUGGGACUGUGAUUACUAUGAUGAAAAGGUGGUUAAGUUGCUAGAUUCAGAGCUGGCAGAUGCUCUGGGAGGCCUCCUGAACCGGUGCACUGCCAACAGAAUAAAUCCUUCCGGGACAUACCCGGUUUUCUGCGCCAACUGCUUUCCCCCUGCGCCAGGGGUGGCGGGGCCAUCGGCUCGCGCUCAGGCUGAGGACUACGCCUUGGUGAACGCAGUGGCCACCUUGCCCAGGCAGGUAGCCGAGCAUUACGAUAACUUCCAGAUCUAUAAGGCUCUGGAGGCCGUGUCCAGCUGUGUCCGGCAAACUAACGGCUUUGUCCAAAGGCACGCACCAUGGAAGUUGAGCUGGGAGAGCCCAGUGGAUGCCCCCUGGCUGGGUACCGUGCUUCAUGUGGCCUUGGAAUGUUUACGAGUCUUUGGAACUUUGCUCCAGCCUGUCACCCCAAGCCUAGCUGAUAAGCUGCUAUCCAGGUUGGGAGUCUCUGCCACAGAGAGGGGCCUUGGAGAGCUCUUUUUCUUGCCUCGAUUCUAUGGAUAUCCAUGUCCUUUUGAAGGGAGGAGGCUGGGACCUGAAACUGGGCUCUUGUUUCCAAGACUAGACCAGUCCAGGGCCUGGCUAGUAAAAGCCCAUCGGACCUAGAAACUUAGUUCUUAAUUGGCUUCUGAUAAAAAAGCAAAUGUGUUUCUUAUUUUGCAUUUUCAGGAAAGUUAUACUAAUGUUUUCUAAAGUGUUGCAUCAUAUGAGCACAUAAACCAUGUCCCUGUGAAAAGAGGUUUGUCACCUUUCAGGUGCCUACCCCCCUACUCUUCAGUUUUCUGUACCCAUUAACCACUAUCCUUUGCACACCAAUGUCUCUAAGAUGUCUCCAAGGUAAAGAUGGGGAAGAGACAACUUUGCUGAUACUAUUCCUUCUCCUUGUGCCUCCUUCCAAGCCACAAUUAAUGUUAUUUGCCCAGACUACCUCUUAUGGCUUUUCAUUGGCCUGGCCUCUGCUGGGCAAGUUAGUGGAGAGUGGGGGUUGGAGGCUCCCCUACCUCAGCUUUUACAGAAUAGACCAAUUUUGUUAUGUAUAUUGGGUUUCCUAUUAAAAAGAUUUUUUUUAAUUAAACCUUUAAAAGCCAUUGUCCUCAACUAGAUGGUUUUUGCCCAUGUUCGUAUUUUCAGUUCUUAAAACUGUAACUCUGUACUUUGUUAAUAGUCUAAUAGUUGUGCUUUGUAACAUUAUAUGUCAACCAGUAGAUGGCUCUAAAGUCUCAAAUAAUUACUUGACAAUGACAUUUCAGAAUAUUUAGAAGAAAUUCAGUUUUCUGCUUUCUAAUUAUGCAGAAUUUAAAUUUAGAGAAAAAUUUUUUAUUGUUUUUCUUAAAAUAAGGGAUAACUGUAGCCACUGCAGUUUCACACAAAGCAAUAAAAAGAUCAGAAUCCUGUUUUUUUCACUACUGAAAAAGGACAUUUCCUUUAUUAAUAUUUAGUAGUCUAAUAAGUAAACUUACCAAAUUUGUUUGGACCAUCUGUGAUAAAUUAUAAAGCUCUCGAGGUAGUUGGCAUGUUAAAAAUUUUAAACUUUAAUAACAUUAAGUUUACACAUACGAUUUAAGAAAUCUGUAAAUAGUUCAGAGUGGUUAUAUUUUUUUUAUUUCUUAGUUAUAAUUAUGUCACCACAUACAGAAUUUACUUUUUAUAAUUUCUUUUGGUCAAUCAGAAUCUAUGAUACAAGACAGACAUUGUGUGAAUAGUUAUAAAUGUUAAUACAUUUACUUUCAAGUACUUUUUACUUUUUUUUUUUGCUUUCUUAAGUUAUUAAAGUUUAAAAGUUUUUGAGUACCUUA